Messenger RNA from Cyclopterus lumpus (lumpfish), 1020 nucleotides. RefSeq names its product cathepsin O (gene ctso). The transcript has 8 exons. The record is from RefSeq and is a predicted model, not a curated record. Gene Ontology annotation, cellular component: lysosome. Gene Ontology annotation, molecular function: cysteine-type endopeptidase activity. Bases 1 to 1020 code for a protein of 339 amino acids. Lineage: Eukaryota; Metazoa; Chordata; Actinopteri; Perciformes; Cyclopteridae.
AUGGGGGCCGGCCACCCGCAGCUCGCGGUCCUAGCGGCCGUGUCCACGCUCCUCUUUCCCCCGUGUCGUCUGGAUGGGACCUCGGAGGAGACGCGCACGCAGUUCAACGGCUCUGCGGCUGCUUUCGACUCGUUCAGGGCGCACUUCCGCCGGGCGUACGAGGCCGAGGGCGAGGAGUCCAACCGCCGCCGUCGGCUGCAUUUCCAGGAUGCUACAAAGCGGCACGCGUACCUGAACUCUUUCUCCACGCUACCGCAGUCUGCCAAAUAUGGGGUCAACCGGUUCUCUGACCUCUCGCAGCAUGAAUUCAGAGAGCUCUACCUGCGAGCGAGCGCAGACACAGCCCCGCCCUUCUCGGGCCUGAAGACCCAGCGGCUCCCAGGCAAAUUUGACUGGAGGGACAAAGCAGUGGUGGCAACUGUCCAGAACCAAGAAGCGUGUGGGAGUUGUUGGGCGUUCAGCGUGGUCGGCGCCACGCAGUCCGUCCGCGCUAUCGGAGGCUGGCGGCUGCAGCAGCUCAGCGUGCAGCAGGUUCUGGACUGCUCCUUCCGAAACAAUGGCUGCAGCGGAGGCUCCACGUUCCAGGCCCUGAGCUGGUUAAAGCAAACCGGAGUGAAAUUGGUGCCUCAGUCAGAGUAUCCCUACAAGGCCAAGACGGGAAUCUGCCAUUUCUUCCCUCAGUCACACGGCGGUGUCGCUGUGAGGAACUUCACUUCACAUGACUUCAGUGGCCAAGAGGAGGCGAUGAUGAGUCAUCUGGUGGAGCGCGGCCCCCUGGCUGUUAUCGUGGAUGCUGUCAGCUGGCAGGAUUACCUGGGUGGAAUCAUCCAGCACCACUGCUCCAGCAAAUGGGCCAACCACGCCGUCCUGGUGGUUGGAUACGACACCGUUGGGGAUAUUCCAUACUGGAUUGUGCAGAACUCGUGGGGAGCUUCUUGGGGGAAUGAGGGCUAUGUUUAUAUAAAGAUUGGUGGAAACCUUUGUGGUAUUGCCGAUUCUGUGGCAGCAGUUAUCGUUUGA